Molecule: messenger RNA, 2693 nt
Organism: Oryzias melastigma (Indian medaka)
Lineage: Eukaryota; Metazoa; Chordata; Actinopteri; Beloniformes; Adrianichthyidae
Gene: tmc8
Product: transmembrane channel-like 8
Exons: 16
Coding region: 368-2509 (713 amino acids)
Cellular component (GO): plasma membrane
Molecular function (GO): mechanosensitive monoatomic ion channel activity
Source: RefSeq, a predicted model, not a curated record
UUCAACUGUUAUGAAACCUUGAAAUGACAUAACUUUAUUGUUCAAAAGUUCAGAACAGUCAGCUGCAUGUGUGCGUGUAUUUCUUCUCACCAGCAGUUGCAUCCUGUCACAUGAUUUCCUGUGCUAGUCAGCCUCAGUGUGGACAGACGUACCAUCUGCAUCACCUGCAGGACUCCAUCUGACAUGCAGAGGAUGUGGCCUCAGUGCCGUCUAAAGACGUUUAUUUAGAUCUUAAGGUGGAAGUUUUUUUUUUUGUUAUUACAUCUUUGAGUCGGAGCUUCAUCGGAAACCUUUGGAGAUGUAAUUUUUGUGAAGACGUCCUUUCUAUUCCACUUUUCGUUGUUGAUAAAGAAGAAGUGAACGGAAAAUGGAGAGCCAUAAAUCAGUCAACUUCAUGAGACUUUUAUCAGAUGAAAGCACCAGAUCCACCGUGUCUUCAGACUCCUGUGAGUACUAUGAGACAGAGAUCUAUGACCUGCUGCCCAGUGUCCAGGCUUGCCGGCUUGAGCAGAGCAGGUACGGUCCCUCUGAGGGCAGCGAGGACGGCAGUUUGGGCCCAGAGUCCACAGAGGGUGAGAGCAAUGGCUACCGGGCCAGGGGACCCAGAGACAAAGCAUCUGUGCCGCCGCUUAGAAACCUACCAGUGUGUAUGCAGGGCAAGCGAGGAAUCAGGGAGAGGAGGAAGAUGCAAAUCAGUAGAAUUGGUGUUUGGGCGUCUUGGAGGCGGAGCCAUAGCAUCACCUGUAGGAGAUGGUGCGGUCACGUGGGAGAGUGGUUCUCCGGUCUGGUGCCAUGGAAGCACACGCUGCAUAAAAUUGAAGGUAGGGUUGGUGUCGGCGUGAAGUCCUACUUUGUCUUCCUCAGAUAUCUGAUUUGGCUGAACCUGCUGCACUGUGCUCUGGUUGGGGGCUUCAUUGUGGGCCCCACAGCGUUUCACCUUGGUGAUAGAGGGAUGGUUUUUACAGAACUGUUGAAUACGGUUAAAAAUUUCUCAGCUUUAGAUAUCUUUCUUGGAACGGGAGUCCUGGAAAACUCUCCUCUGUUCUUUGGUUUUUACAAGUACAUCUCUUUUAAUUUUCCCUGCUUGAAUACACCCCUGUUAUACUUUGCUGGGAUCAUCUCCAUCCUUCUCCUGAGUUUGAUCAUGGUGAUCCGCAGAACAACUGUUGGCUAUAAGCACACAUGGAUGUUGGGGAAACGCUACAGCACAAACGUGAGCUUUAAGAUCUUCUGCGGCUGGGACUUCACCAUCCAGGACCCCACAGCUGCGACGCUCAAGCACAGCUUCAUCAGGAAUGACCUAAAGCUGUUGCUGCAGGAGCAGAGCUUCUCCAUGAGGAAAGCCAUGAGGACGCUUGGACAGAAGCUGCGUCUCUACCUCCUCAGGUUUAUCCUCAACGUGAUUGUCUUAUGCCUGCUGGGUGGAGCCUUUUACCUCAUCCACUUCUCUACUUAUGUCUCUCAGGAAAAAGCGAAUGAACUUAUCUGGCUGGUCGACCUGUUCUAUCAGUAUCUUCCCCCCUUCACCAUCACCUUUGUGAACCUGGUUUUGCCUCAUAUGUUUCGUAAGAUCUCCUCUUUCGAGGACUACUCUUUCACCGUGCAGGUGAACGCCACACUCGUGAGGAGCAUCUUUUUGAAGUUGGCGUCCCUGGGGAUCUACUUGUUCUUCUUCUUCAGGGGUCUUCCAGAUGUUUGCAGGGAAAACCGGUUCGGCAGGGAGAUGUACAAGUUGUGCAUCUUCAACUUCCUCGCCACAUUCUGCAGCACUUUUCUCCUGAACUACCCCAGGAAGCUGCUGCAGGAGAAGUUCCCGACCUCACUGCUGGCUCGUCUCUGUGGGAAACAGCGCUUCCUGAUUCCCUUCAAUGUGCUGGAUCUGGUUUAUGUUCAGACGGUGUCCUGGGUGGGAGUCUACUUCUGCCCCCUGCUGCCUCUCAUUGGAAUCUUCAUGCUGACGGCUACGUUCUACAUCAAAAAGUUCAGCGUCCUGCACUGCUGCAGGGCCGAACAGCGCAUGUUUCGGGCCUCCAGCUCCUCGGUUCUGUUCUACUUUAUGCUGCUUCUGGGACUCCUCAUGGCCGCCGUCACCCUGGGCUUCAACUUCCAAAUGCAGCAAAGCACCUCAAAGUCCUGCGGCAUGUUAAGAAGUGGAGCAACUGUUUUUAACGUGACAGGAGAGUGUGUGAAGAGUCUCCCUACUGCAGCCCAGACCACCAUUCGCUACCUGUCCUCGGAGGCCUUUGCUCUGCCGCUCAUCCUCGCAGAGAUCAUCAUCCUGACCUCCUAUCUGUCACGCGGUCGAGCCAAUACCAAGGCCAUCGAGAGGCUGAAAGACAUGCUGGUCAUGAGCAGCUCGGAUAAGCGGUUCUUGGUGAGGCAGCACGCCACUUUGCUCAAAAGCCGGAAAGUCACCAGCAGAAGUCACUGCAGCAACGCAGCGGAGGACAGACCGCCGAGAAGUGACAGAGCGAGCAAACAAAGCCAUCAAACAAUCAAUGAAUUCUGAUGGUGCCAAUUUAGAAAAAUGUAUAGUAAAUGGGUGUAAUACUGAUGUGAUUCCGACCUGACUGAAAAGUAUUUUUGAGAACAUUGUGAAAACCUUGUUGCUGUUUGAAACAAUGUUUUGUGUUUAACAACGCUGUAACCCUUUAACACCUGAGGCGUCGCCGGUGACGCUUAAACACAAAAUC